Molecule: messenger RNA, 1080 nt
Organism: Pelobates fuscus (common spadefoot toad)
Lineage: Eukaryota; Metazoa; Chordata; Amphibia; Anura; Pelobatidae
Product: galectin-4-like
Exons: 10
Coding region: 70-1047 (325 amino acids)
Molecular function (GO): carbohydrate binding
Source: RefSeq, a predicted model, not a curated record
UUGCCCAACCCACUUCUUAUCUCUUUAUUAAGGCAGCUACCUGUAUUCUGCUCACAGCAAUCAGCAGACAUGGCUUUCGUGGCAGCUCCUGGUUACCAGCCAGUCUAUAAUCCGGCGCUCCCUUUCCGGAACCCAAUCUAUGGCGGUCUGCGGCCGGGGAUGUCGGUUUAUAUUCAGGGCGUUAUCCCCCAUCAUGUUCACAGGUUUGCUGUGAACUUCUCCUGUGGUCAGUAUGACGGAACAGACAUUGCCUUCCACUUCAAUCCACGAUUCGAUGGGAAGGACCAUGUUGUUUUUAACUCUUUCCAGUCUGGCUCCUGGGGCCCAGAAGAGAGGAGACAUGAUGGCUUCCCUUUACAUAAAGGGAGACACUUUGAGCUGGUCUUUAUAGUUAAUAUGGGAGGUUAUCAGGUAAAUGUCAAUGGAUUACCAUUCUAUGAAUACCGUCACAGGAUUCCCAUUGAACGCGUGCAAUGCGUACAUGUAGACGGAGACGUGACCAUUCAAUCCCUCACAGUGGUCGGCGGAGGCGGAUACAUGGGUGGGGGUGCUGCGACACUUCCUUCCUUCCCUCCAGGAGGGGGACAAAUGCCGGGAUUUCCAGGUGGGAACCUACCCAUAUUGGGGGGCCCUACAUAUAACCCGCCGGUGCCAUACUUUGGAAUGAUGCCGGGAGGUUUAUCAUCCAAGAGAACAGUGAUAGUCAGAGGAUUUGUUCCAAUGGGAGCUCAGAAGUUUGUUAUUAAUUUCAAGGUGACAUCAACCAAUGAAAUCGCAUUGCAUUUUAACCCUCGAAUGAAUGAGAAUGCCGUGGUGCGGAAUAGCUUGCUGAGAGGAUCGUGGGGGAACGAAGAGCGAAACGUUCCGUUUAACCCCUUCCUUCCUGGACAGUAUUUUGAUAUCUCCAUCCGAUGUGGGAAUCAUCGCUUUAAAAUCUAUGUGAAUGGCCAGCACUUCUGCGACUACGGUCACCGGUACUCUGCGUUCCAGAUGGUCGAUGGACUUGAGAUCGAUGGCAAUGUGGUUUUAUCCCUCGUGCAGUUUUAAAAGCCUAUCUUCCACCCGGACCCACCCAGACCC